CGGCGCUCUGGCAACUCCAUCCGCUUGCAUCCCCGUUUGUCUUCUUCCUCUUUCCCCCUCAAAAAUAUACACGCGCCCACCCCUCCUCCACGACCUUCACUCCGUUCAUUCCCGCAAUCUACUAUCGGAUUCGGGUCGCCUGCUCUAGGAUAACGACUCGAUUCUGGUCGCCAGGUCCCGUCGGACUCGAUAACGCUGGUACGCUGUUGAAAACAGCGCGGUAUUCGGUUGUUUGGGUCGGCGCGUCAUUGGCCUUCGCAUUGGCCUGACGUCUUUUCGCAUCGCCAACCCCCUCCGCGUCGGGUCCCUCAGCGCGUUUAUUUCGAUCUGGACACAUUAAUCGCGGGCCCAGAGGGACAGGAUGUUCUAUUCAGAGACGCUGCUGUCCAAGACCGGGCCGCUGGCCCGGGUCUGGCUGUCCGCAAACCUCGAGCGCAAACUUUCCAAGUCGCAUAUUCUGCAAUCCAACAUCGAAAGCAGCGUCAGUGCCAUUGUAGACCAAGGACAGGCACCCAUGGCGCUGCGAUUGAGCGGUCAGCUGCUUCUGGGUGUCGUCCGUAUCUACAGCAGAAAGGCGCGUUAUCUAUUGGACGACUGCAAUGAAGCUCUGAUGAAAAUUAAGAUGGCUUUCCGUCUAACCAACAAUAAUGAUCUUCCAAGCACGGUGACGAUGCCACCCGGUGGAAUUACUCUACCGGAUGUAUUGACUGAAUCCGACCUUUUCAUGAACCUAGAUGCAUCUCUGCUCUUGUCUCAGCCGCUGAACUUGGAGCAAGACCCCAAGCGUCCUGGUUCAUCCAUGGAUUAUUCCAGUCAGCUGCUGCCGGACAGCAGCGGCAGCCAGCGCUAUUCCCAGGAACCGGCUCGUCUCGAGGACCACACACUGGUCGACCUCGAUUUGGGCGAAGAUGACACGUCGUUUGGCAAUGACUUCAGCAUGGAACUUGGUCGAGAUGCACCGGCUCCUCGUCCGGUUGAGGAGGAUCUGUUCAGCGACGCCGGAAAGUUCAACGAUAUCGAUCUACCCUUGGACCUCGGAGAGGAUGAUGCUCCGCUGGACAAAAUGGACCUGGGAGCUGAAGGUUCCCACGACAACCUGGACGAUUUUCUCCGCCAGGAUGAUGCUAUGGAUCUUGACGGAGAGGGAGAACUUCGCGGUCAAGAGGCAACUCCUGGUCCUUUCGCUGAUGAGCAGAGAUCCGAACGCGUAUCCUUGAGCCCUGCACCACCUAGUGAGGUCCUUGAGCGUGAGCGUCCCGCCGGUUUCGGUGAGGAGGAAGCGCCGCAAGAGGAUCAGGAAGAAGAGGGCGAGGCUGUCACUCACGCGCAGCGUGCUAAGCGCCGCAAGAUCAUGCAGCUCGAUGAGGACAAGGUGCUCAAGGUUAUGGACAUCAAGCAACAGCAACAAAGUCAUCCCAAGAUCUUGAAGCCAGUGUCGUUCCUGCCUCGAGACCCCGUCCUGCUUACUCUGAUGCACAUGCAGAAGAAUGGUGAUUUCGUGUCGAGCGUGCUGGGAGAUGGUAUUGGCCGUGGCUGGGCUCCGGAACUGAGAGAAUUGUUGUCUUUCGAGACCGUCAAGAAGUCCGGUGAGCUUAAGCGAAAGCGCGACAGCGGGAUCUCGGACGUGGAUAUCGAAGCAGCCAAUGCUCCCGCCCUCGAACUUGGCGACGAUGAGGCGAUUCUUCCCGUGCCUGCGGAUGAAGGCAUUGAUAUGGAUACCACGCUCAACCAACGAUCUGAAAUCGAAUUCCCUGCCGAGGGUGACCAUUUCCACGCCAGCAGUGAUGACGAAGGUAUGGGCCAGCCGUUGGAUGAUUUCGACGACAGCACCGUGCACCCAGCCGACAGUGGCCCUGUUUCAGCAGGCACAAAACAUGCUGUUCACCUGCUGCGAGACCGCUUUGGCGGCGAAGCGGCCACCGAAAGCCCCUCGAAGCAGAAGAAGACUAGCGUGCUGUUCCAGGACCUCUUGCCCGAGAAGGAAACAAGCAAGGCCGAUGCGACCAAGAUGUUCUUCGAGGUGCUCGUCUUGGCCACCAAAGACGCCGUCAAGGUGGAGCAGAAAUCCGACACCAUUGGAGCUCCUCUCCGGAUCCGUUCCAAACGUGCUCUCUGGGGCUCUUGGGCGGAGACCGAGGCGGGUGGAGAGAUCGCCAGUCAACAGACCCAAGUCGCAGUUUAGAUAAGGCGACCUUUCCGUAUCUGUCACGAAGGCGUUGGCUUUGGCGUAGCUCCUGUUCAUGUAUAGCUCUGGAUUGGCAUUCUUGGUCCCAGCAUUGUCGCUGGUUCUGAACGUGUGUUUGGGUGGACUCGACUCUUGUCCUUUUUUUCUUUUCUUUUUUUUUCUCUCUCUCUUGAAUUGAGGCUAUUCUGGAUGUUUGGAUCCUUGCCACAGGUUGCUCUUGGUGUUGACGCGGGCCUGGCGUCGGUAGCAAGUCGGUUUUGAGUUUUUAGGACAUACCAACGGAUCCGCCGUGGUGUUGGAGUUUCUGCGCGUUCCCCUGUGCAGACGUAUUUAGGUAGUUAGCUGUAGAAGUCAAUUCCAUCAUAAUUGAACUGUGAAGACUCG
This is a messenger RNA of Paecilomyces variotii, 2569 nucleotides long. Its product is annotated as double-strand-break repair protein rad21. The transcript has 2 exons. Bases 362 to 2182 code for a protein of 606 amino acids. The record is from RefSeq and is a predicted model, not a curated record. Gene Ontology annotation, cellular component: cohesin complex; synaptonemal complex. NCBI's taxonomy places the organism in Eukaryota, Fungi, Ascomycota, Eurotiomycetes, Eurotiales, Thermoascaceae. Gene Ontology annotation, molecular function: protein binding; chromatin binding. Gene Ontology annotation, biological process: synaptonemal complex assembly; replication-born double-strand break repair via sister chromatid exchange; mitotic sister chromatid cohesion.